Molecule: messenger RNA, 2232 nt
Organism: Cladocopium goreaui
Lineage: Eukaryota; Dinophyceae; Suessiales; Symbiodiniaceae
Source: the annotation of a GenBank genome assembly
AUGGUGCGUGGCUCAGAUCCGCCAAGUGUCGCAGAGGACGAGCUGAAGCGCCCGGCGGCACGACCACCAAGAAGUCAGAGGCCUGCCUUAUUGGAGAUCAAAGACCAUCAGGUCCGGGUAGAAGAAGAUCUGCAAAAAGAAGCUUGGCAGGUUCUGCUCACGACAGAUCCUGAGAAGAUCUCUCGACAGGCUGCUCGGCGACUGCUUGGCUUUGCCGGGACCAGAGCUGUCCUUCCAGUGCACUUCUACAAUAGUGUUCUGGCAGCCAAUCGACAUGGUUUCGUCAAGGAGGCUAUGGAGCUGACCCUCCAGUUGUUGCGCAAGGACUCAGCGAAUCGCAGGAGUUUUUACGCCGAUUUGGUGUGGAAACGACAGACGCUGAUUCAGGCGAUGAAAGGAUUGAUAAUAACGCGGCCUGGCUCUUGGAGAAAGGUCUUGUCCUUGUUGGAAAAAGCAGGCCACUACACCAACCUUUGUGAUGCACACUGGGAUGAUGUCUAUCUCACGGCAGCUUUUGUUUCCCAGGAGUUGAAAUGGCGAAAGGCCACGGCUAUCCUGGAGGUGAUGGCCCAGAGACGCAGCCAUCAGGACCAUCAACGACUUUCAUUUGGUUUUCGCAUCGCUUCGGUGCGAUUGGCAGCAGUGGCUCGCUGGGACCUGGCUUUUGCCACUUGGCGUGCCCGACCCCAGGCGGCACGAGCUUUCAGAUCCCAGCUCUCAAGGGCGGAUGCCGAGGCAUCAGUGCUGAUCUCGACCAUUGAGGAGCGAAUGGACAGGUCUUCCAGUUGGUUUCUGGCAGUGGAGUUGAUCAGCGAAUUGCAGAGGCGGAGACUGGACUUUGCUGAGAGCUUGCGUUCUGCGCAGAAACUCUGCUCCAAGGCCUCACAAUGGGCUUCAGUUCUGGCUCUGCAAGGACUGGAGCCUUUGUCGGGGAGCCAGGACUUCCAGGAAAACAUGGAGGUCGAGCACUAUUACCUCAUCAAAGCAGCCUGCAGGUCGCGACAGUGGCAAGAGGCGCUGGCCUUGCUGACUGACCGGAUGCUGCCGACACAGCUUGACCAGGCGCUUCAAGAUGGCCAGUUGAUGGUGAAAGCGUACCAUCAGGUGAUCUUGGCCUGCAGCCGUUCUGGCCACUUUCAGAAGGCUUUGGAGGUCUUCCGACUCCAUCGGCUUCAGCAGGGCUGGUCGGACCCCUUCCUUGUCAACGCUUUGAUGUCGAUCCUUGUUGCAGAACGGAGGCGCUUGGCUGGCAUCGAUGGGAGUCAGGCUUUGAACGUUGUCAAGGAGAUGCAAGCGGCGCACCAAAAUCCUGAUUUGUUGACUUACAAGGCCCUACUGGAGCUGCUUGAGGGCUCUGGGUGCUCAAAGGAAGUGCCUGAGAUCUUCACGGCCGUGGAAGGUGAGCUAAGUCGCUUAGCACGCCCAGGAGCUGGCGCCGAACUUCGCCGAAGCCUGGAGGCAGCCCAGACGCAGACGGUGAGGCUUGAAGUAGAGAAGGCCUGGCAAAUCCUGGAGGAUUUGGAUGUGGAGACCUCCCAGCACUGGAGCAGGUGCUUCUUUGGGCCACUCUCGUGGCAAUUGCCGCAGAGGCAGGACCUGUCGUCAUUCACCUCCCGCUCACUUCUGAAUGAUCUCUCCCUACGCAGUGAUCGCAGUGAGGCCGCCACGGGCGCCAUGGGCCGUGAACGCCUGCGGAAGGAGCUGCGAGACGCCAGAGUCGUCGAUGAGGAAGACCCAGUCUGGUCCUGUCACGCAUGGAUACAGUUCCAGAUCUUCGUACCAGUCCCUCGAAAUCAGACAUCGGCUUCAAAACCAAAGUCGCGAGGUCGAAUCCUUCCCCUCGACCAGCCACCGGAGGGACGGUGGCUUUCCUGCCGCAGUCGAUGCAUUGGCAAUCGAAAGGCUGGAACCACGGUGUGCUCACAGGACUUGAAAGACUAUGGUCCGCCAGUGUCUGUCCGAAAUGCCUUGCUGCAGGUGAUUGCCAUGGCCCAACGACGGCAUUUCGGUGAGAUUUACAAGGGAGGGAAGGGUGAUUACGGAUGGAUCUGGUGUCCCGAGCUGGGGGAUGUGUUUUUCGCGCCGCGGCUUCUACCGCAUGACGAGUGGAACUGGGGUCAGAAGGUGUCCUUCGCCUUGGACUUCAAUAGGCGAGGCUUGCCAAAAGCUGUGAAGCUUGCUUUCGAGGACAGCGUGCCACCGCUGGUGCCCUCCGGUGUUGCACCGGUAUGA